Suillus subalutaceus is the source of this 2827-nucleotide messenger RNA. RefSeq lists its product as uncharacterized. The transcript is spliced from 28 exons. The record is from RefSeq and is a predicted model, not a curated record. Lineage: Eukaryota; Fungi; Basidiomycota; Agaricomycetes; Boletales; Suillaceae. Bases 54 to 2513 code for a protein of 819 amino acids.
CGCCUAAUGACCUUCAAUUAGCAUCCUCCCUCAUGUCAAGCUAACAUCAGACUAUGGCCGAAGCUCAGCCGGAAACGCAGCCAUUGCUGGCUCAUGAAGAUGUCGACGUUUGGCCUAUUAUCCAUAUGAUCCGUGGGGACGUCAUACACUACAUAGAUACACCCCUGAUGCUCGAGGCGUUAACUGGACCUGAUUUGACCUACACUCUCGUCCGUCCCUUAGAGGAAAAAUAUAAUGCUAUCCAGCGGGCUGGAAACAAAUCUGUCGUGUUUUGUUUCCUUCUCAACCGUGUCUAUUUCAUACGUGACCAGAAAAACUUGACCACGGGACCGCUGUCCAGCUCGCGCGCCAUGCUAUGCGAGAUACUCGCUAUUCGUUGCCUAAGAGAUAACGGAAGCAGUAUGCUGAACAUGGCACUUGUCCUGACAACUAAAUGGCAAGUCUGGUCAGGUGCUGACCCUCAUAUAGUCGAAACGGCAAGGGAGGAACGCGAUGACGAUCUCGAGGAACGCGUUGGAAACGCAAUCGAGAUGGCCAUCAUAAGCAAGGCAAGGCGCUUCAUCAAAAGCUCCCCAUGCCAAAAAGUUAUUGAUGGCAUCUGGAUCGGUAAAUGUGUAUACCAGGCAAAAAGUAGUCAUUCAAUACUGUCCGAUACGUACAAACACAAGCCCAUUCAUUUCUACGAUCCACACAAGGCACCUUUGUUGGACCAUUAUCGACUCAAAGUCCCUGCUAUCCGCUCUGUUUUGGACUACUUUAACUUCCUCAUCUUAUUCAUCCUUUUUGUGGUCGCUAUUGAAUUAAACGAACCCUUGAGGAUCAAUAUCCCUGAAACAUUGUUUAUGUUAUACGGCCUUGGUUUUGCGCUGGAAAAGCUCGCAACCAUACAGGAACAUGGAAUCACAGUUUAUUUUAAGGGCACUUGGAAUGGCUUCGAUCUAGCAUUUGUGACGACAUACUGCGUCUACGCUUUCUUUAGACUGUAUGGCGUGUAUGGGCACGAGCAUUGGGCCCAGGACCUUGGAAUUGACUUUCUGGCUGUCAUUGCAUGCUUGAUGUUUCCAAGACUCGCCUUCGUAACAUUCAAGAAUAAUUUGAUGGUUUUAUCGCUCCGUGCGAUGAUGAUGCAGUUUGUUGCGCUUAUGCUGAUUGCCGCAUUCUGCUUUUGUGGGUUCUUAUAUGCUCUCUGGACGUUGAGCCGGAAUCACGCUCGGUAUUCAGCAGGGACAAUUGCGUGGUGGAUGCUUGACUUGUGGUUCGGUCUCGAUGCUAGUGGCUUUGACAAAGCUUUUGAAUUUGACUUUGUGUUCGGACCUAUCCUUAUGAUCACUUAUGCGUGUCUGAGCAAUACACUAUUGCUGACUGUCCUCGUUUCUAUUCUCUCAAAUACCUUCGCAAGGAUCAACGAGGAUGCCGCAGCGGAGGCGAUGUUCAGAAGAGCCGUGUCGACGAUUGAGGGUGUCAAAGCCGACUCAUUAUUUUCAUACCAGCCUCCAGUAAACGUACUGGCUCUUUGCAUUCUGCUGCCUUCAAGCUAUGUACUGUCACCGAGGUGGUUCCACAAGGUCAACGUAUUCAUGAUUAGAGCUACGAAUCUUCCCAUCUUGCUCAUCAUUGCUUUGUAUGAACGCCAAUCCAAGAAGGCUGGCUCGAAUGGGUUCUAUGAAACUAUUACUUCUGUGGCGGAGAAGGUUUUAGAUACGUUGCCACGCCCCUUGAAGCGGAUGUCGUUCUUCGAGGGACUGGUGGGCUCAGGGAGCACUAUUGACGUUAUCUUUGAAGUAGAAGAAGAAAUGGACAAUAGCGCAUUGGAUACCAGGCAUUACGGUGAACUUCCUCCAGCAGGCGCCAUGGCUCAACGGCGUCCAUCUCGAAAGUCAGACCACCAGACUCCACUUCGUCCCACUCGCUCUCUUAAGGAGCCGCAAUCCCAACUACAACCUCAUCCUCGAUCACAACCCGAAUUGACACCGACAAACGCCCGGUCGCCGUUACUACAACAGCUCGGACCUCUGUCACACCAGGCGUCCCAGUCAUCUGGUGCCUCUGCUCUCCGUCGACGUGUCAACUCACAAAUAAGUCGCGCCGAUAUAACUCAAAGCAUCAGUCCACUCGUACAGGUCUUCCAACCUUUAAUAGCGGACGAUGUCGAUGAUGACCCAAAGGAGGGAACUCCGCACUCCGCUCCAGCACCCCUCGUCAGCUAUGGCCCGGCUAGUCGCAGGCUGGCGUCAAUGCAAUCUAUGAUGCGUCCCGAUCCGAUACCUAUCGUUCAGCGCAGACCUCCUUUGCCCGUGAUUAAUACGCGUCCCGAAAUUUUCGAUGGUCCAGGAUCGCUCUCCGCCAGCCCGCAGCAGAGCACCCAACCGGAAACUGCUGAAGAGGCGGAGGAAAGCAGCUUUGAGGACAGAAGUAUGGUUCGAUGGCUCGAGCGUAUGAAGCGGAUGGAGGAGAGGCAAAAACGCAUAGAGGAUUUACUUUUGGAGCUGGUUGGACGCGCCCAGCGAGCAUAGAUGGUCAAACUUGUUAUGUUGAAUAGGAAACCGACUAUUUACAAUGAGAUUAGUGAUUCAAAAGUCACUGCUGAACCGAUUGGUAUAGCGCAAGCGGCGACAUUGCAUGAGAUACCAAUGCCAUCCUCAACGGAGUUGUGUUAGCUCCAAAGGUAAAAAUGGUGACAGCCAAGUCAUCAUCGGGCAAAGCAAUAGUAAUUUUAUACCUGGACGCAUUCUAAACACCGACUAAUCCAUGGAAGGUGCAGGUUGUUGCGUGCUGCUGAUUGAUAUGAACUAAGCUGAACGCUGAAAAGAGAGAACAAUUAAGAGCA